CCCCCUCCGGCUGGGGCAAAUGGUGCGCUAUUUCUAGGCGCGCCUCAGUGUUCUUUCCCUCUCCAUGAGCCUCCUCGAGCCGCUGCGGUGUGCCGCAGCUCCCUGACGCCCUCGGCUGGGCCGGCACGGCGCCGGGGGUGUUCACAGCCUGGCACCGGAGUUUCCGACCCCGGGGCACUGCCAAGCCCGGCUUCCCCCCUCUGCGACUCAGGAAGCCCCGUGCGUGUCCCGGGAGUUUGCUUCUGGCCUGGUUUCUUUCCCCCUGCCACCACCCGCCUCGAGCGUUGGAAUGGAAGGCUCUGGGCUCGGUCAGGAGCCACCUCUUGGGUCCGGCGGGCGCUCUUGCCCUGGGCGGCUUGCCCACCCCGGGCUCCGUGCCCACGGUGCCAGCUCUGCCCAGAUCUCCCCAGCCCACUGCAGCGGCCUAUGCUCGACGUAGGUUUUUCUGUAUCCUUCGGAGACGUUACGGACUGGGUUUUGUACCUUUCUGCCGCCUCCUCGAUGGUCAGCACGGAGAUGACCCGGGACUGGGCAUUUCUGCUCCCUCUCUUUGGCGAGGCGGUUCCCUGCCGUCUGACCUUUGCUCUGCUGCUGCAUUUUAUGCUGUGCAACUGCCUUGCAGUUGCCUUUCCCUUCCCGGGUCUCUGCAAGGCCAGAGGCCCCUCUGCCUCCUCGUGCCUCCCUUCUCUGGGCACCGAGCUGUGCCAGGCCCCGGGGCCGGGCCGCGCUGGGGCUGUGGUGGGGGCUGAAGGUGCGUUUACAUAACACCGGGCGUGUGGGAGCUGGAGAAAGAGGUUGCAUGCGUAGGAGAGAUAAGGUUCCCGCUUUCCCUUCUUCUUGGUGGUACCAGGCUUGACAUCACCGAGACGAGAGGAAGAUAGAGACGGGCCCCUAGAAGCCUGUUCCUCUGCACAGUCCAGGACCUCCAGCCCCAUGGAGCCCCCGAUCCCACAGAGCGUCCCCUUGACUCCCAGCUCAGUCAUGGUCCAGCCCCUACUUGACAGCCGUAUGCCCCACAGCCGCCUCCAACACCCGCUCACCAUCCUCCCCAUCGACCAGAUGAAGACCAGCCAUGUGGAGAACGACUACAUAGACAACCCUGGCCUGGUGCCCCCUACUGGCCCUAAGCGGACCCGGGGUGGGGCCCCAGAAUUGGCCCCGACGCCUGCCCGCUGUGACCAGGAUGUCACCCACCACUGGAUCUCCUUCAGCGGGCGCCCCAGCUCUGUGAGCAGCAGCAGCAGCACAUCCUCUGACCAGCGGCUCUUAGACCACAUGGCACCACCGCCCGUGGCUGAUCAGGCCUCCCCGAGGGCUGUGCGCAUCCAGCCCAAGGUGGUCCACUGCAAGCCACUGGACCUCAAGGGCCCGGCGCUCCCACCUGAGCUGGACAAGCACUUCUUGCUAUGCGAGGCCUGUGGGAAGUGUAAGUGCAAGGAGUGUGCAUCCCCCCGGACACUGCCCUCCUGCUGGGUCUGCAACCAGGAAUGCCUGUGCUCAGCCCAGACCCUGGUCAAUUACAGCACCUGCAUGUGCCUGGUGCAAGGCAUCUUCUACCACUGCACCAACGAGGAUGAUGAGGGCUCCUGCGCUGACCACCCCUGCUCCUGCUCCCGCUCAAACUGCUGUGCCCGCUGGUCCUUCAUGGGUGCCCUCUCCCUGGUGCUGCCGUGCCUGCUCUGCUACCUGCCUGCCACUGGCUGCGUGAAGCUGGCCCAGUGUGGCUAUGAUCGCCUGCGCCGCCCUGGUUGCCGCUGCAAGCACACGAACAGCGUCAUCUGCAAGGCAGCUGCCGGGGACCCCAAGGCCAACAGACCCGACAAGCCCUUCUGACACUUUGGGUCGAAGCCCCGUGCUCCCCCUGAAAACCUGGUUCUCUUCUAUUCUAACACCUGAGAAGACCACAGCGAGGCCAGAGGUUUUAGUGUUCUGAGGCUGACCUUGCUGGUCUGCCCACUCCCCACCCUCAGCUUCUGAAGAUACGGAGACCACUGCCCACCCUCUUCCCCAAAAGGAUGAAGAAGGACUUUGGUUUGGGUUAUUGGGGGGUUUUUUUGUUUGUUUUUUUCAGGGUCCUGGAACACACAGACAGUGGCAGGGGUGUGGUGUGGCUGGGGGUGGGGGGGGGUUCUUUUUCAGAAGACAGAACACAGAUGUGGACACAUAUCCGGAAGUUGCAGCUGCUUGAAUGCCUUCCCAGUCCCUCCUUCCCCCUCUCUCCCCACUCUUCCAUUCUCUUUGGCUGCCGGGGAGGAAUCAUUAACUGAGUGACCAGGGAACCUUUGAAGAAGACCCUUGGAACCCUGACGUCCAUACUUCUCUCCCCCCUACCCCAGGUUGCCCCAUCACCUGGGGGAAGGCGAAGACCCUGGCAGUCCCUAUUGUAUAUACUUGGGACCCCCUAAGAGCAGAGGCUUAUUCCCCACUCUGCUGUCUGGAGCCACAGAUGGAUUUAGGAGCCACUAUACAGUGCAUUUCUCCCUUCCAGCUUCAUCACUAACUCUCGGGGGUGUUCUACUCACAACACCGUCCUUCGGUUCUUACCGAGUCACAGACUCACCUGCCACUAUGUGUCGCGAGUUCUCUCUACCCACAUCCUUUCCAGAAAUCUUACGGGUAGAGAAGGCCGGGGCGGCACACGCGAGACCAAAUAUCAUUUUGCCAAUGAGUCUGAGGCUGUGGUCUCUGGAUCCAGUCAUUAUGUUUUUAUAGAAUAAUUAAACCAGAUGCUAUAACGGUGUUUUAAAAAAAAUAAUAAUGAAACACUUGCUUCCUUUUGGGCCACCCCCAGGAAGGGCUGAUUUCAAAAUCUGGGGGGCGAGCAACCUUAAGGGACACAAUCCCCCUUCCCACCAAGAAGAGGAUUUUAACAGCAAAGAAGAGAGGCAACACCUCCCAUUGGCAGUGUGACAGUAGAGCCAAGCUGGGUGUGGGUUCCUUCUCUUCCGAUUCUGCUGCUUGCUGUCAUAGCCUUUUGUGUACAGUGAUGUGUCUGUAUCUUUAAUGUAAAUAGAUGAUGAAAAAAGAGUCUAUUUUAGUGUUAGGAAGCCCUGGCGGGGGAGUAAGAGCAAGGGGGGUGGGGCUUCUUGGGAUUGAGCCCUGCUUCUGUGCGAGGCAGCACCACCCCCUCCCAACAGCCCCCAAAGACGUAGCAACUCUUUCUCUCAAGGUGCUAAAGGACUCCCAAGUGCAGCACGUCCAGUGGGUAGGUACUUGUUGCAUGCAAAAGCUAUAUUGUGUCUGGUCCUUCCUCCCCAGCUGUUGUGCAGGGGUUUUUGCUUUGUGUGAUAUUCUGUGUGUUGUCCCACCCCCAUGAGAGGAAGUGGCCUGGGUCAGAAAAGCUACCCCAGGUGAAACUGGAAGUGCACUAGGCAGACCUUGUGUAGCAUUUCCAGUUUGUUCUGUAGAAACAGAAUCGCCUCCAGGAAGGAGGCAAGGAGGCAGGUAGCUGUGAUUGGCAUGCACCCAAUGCUUCUCAAGGACUUUUUUUUUUCCUUCUUGAAGAGUAGUAGUAACAUCUUAUGAUUUAGAAUAAGUUAAUCGUAACUGUAGGUAUUUAUUGAUUGGAGGAAAGGAGGGGAGGGUCUUAUUAUUUUAGGCUUUAUUUAUAUAACAUUUGCUAGCUUGUAAAAAGUAUGAAAUACUGCAUCUGCGUUUUCUGAGGCUGAUUCAUGUAGCUACCCUUGCCAUAGUCGUGACGGAUGUAUGGAUGUUCUUGCACAAAUAGGAGGGAAUGGUAGGAAAAACCCAUUCAGCCAACCACUUACAUUAAUUGAAUGUAUCAGAUGUGUACUGAAGGGACUGGAGAGGUUUUCCUCAGAAUAGGUGUGCAGAGGUUACCCCCUAAAUGGAAGGGCACGCAUACACUCUUGGCAAGGCCUCAGAAAUUUUCCCAGGGCCCCUCUCAAAUGUCUCCAUGGGAAACUUGACCCAGUGGCAAGUUGCACUUUGGUGAUCUUGGUGUUCUACACACCCAUUCUGUGGAGAAUUGAUUUACAUAAGCUGUGUAUACACACACACACACACACACACCACAC
Ailuropoda melanoleuca (giant panda) is the source of this 4037-nucleotide messenger RNA. RefSeq names its product sprouty RTK signaling antagonist 4 (gene SPRY4). NCBI's taxonomy places the organism in Eukaryota, Metazoa, Chordata, Mammalia, Carnivora, Ursidae. The record is from RefSeq and is a predicted model, not a curated record. Gene Ontology annotation, cellular component: membrane; cytosol. Gene Ontology annotation, biological process: negative regulation of fibroblast growth factor receptor signaling pathway; negative regulation of MAP kinase activity; negative regulation of Ras protein signal transduction. The transcript is spliced from 2 exons. Bases 934 to 1833 code for a protein of 299 amino acids.